This is a messenger RNA of Priapulus caudatus, 2748 nucleotides long. RefSeq names its product FK506-binding protein 5-like. The coding region runs from base 64 to 2748 and encodes 894 amino acids. The transcript has 10 exons. Gene Ontology annotation, cellular component: nucleus. Lineage: Eukaryota; Metazoa; Priapulida; Priapulimorpha; Priapulimorphida; Priapulidae. Gene Ontology annotation, biological process: regulation of DNA-templated transcription. The record is from RefSeq and is a predicted model, not a curated record.
GCGAGAACACCUGCCAUUUUGGAAUUUUGUACUAAUUUUUGAGGAGUUUUAGUUCUCAAAGAUAUGGAUGAAAAAUCGACUUUGAGCGGCGACGGCCGUGUGGGAGGCACCCCGCCUUCACCGAGAACGACUCUGACUAGGAAUAGUGAAGAUAAAGAGGAGCCUGCAGAAGAAGGAGGAGGAGAACCUGACGAGAGGAAUGGUCAGACAAAUGUGAGCGACGCCGCCUCCGUCGAUGGCUCUGUAGGAAAGAUGGCGGCGAAAGCAGUCGCAGUGGAGAAGUGCGAGACGGAAGAGAAAUCAGAGAAGCCAAACGAAGUAGCGUCGGUGAUCGAAAAGGAAGAUGCAGAAAACGAGCAAACGGCUGCGAAAGAAACAGGAAAGGAAGAAACAGAAAACGAGCAAACGGCUGCGAAAGAAACAGGAAAGGAAGAAACAGAAAAGGAGCAAACGGCUGUGAAAGAAACUAGAAAGGAAAAAACUGAAGAAAAGGAAGCGAAAGACGAGGAGCCGGAGAAGUCGUCGCCGCCGGCGGAAGAACAUCGUAAGCCAGCUGGCGACGACAAAGAAGAAGAACGUCGUAAGCCCUCCGGCGACGAAACCCCGCGUGCGGACCCAGCGAGUGAGGAAGAAGCAAAGCCAGCAGCAGACGAGAACGCGGAGAGCCGCAGGGAGGCAGACACGCCGACGGAUGCGGGCGCCGAGGAUGCCGGGAAUCUCAAACCUAACGAGUCUAACGAGGUUAACGAAUCCGCCGACGUCGUCGCCGAGGAGAAGCCGAGCCCUGACUCCGUCGUCGCGGAGACGUCAUCUGCCGAUGCGGCCCCCGUCGCCGUGGAAACGCGCGGCGAGAGGUCGCGGGAGGAAGCUGAGGCCGCGCGGACGAGAGGUGAAGCCAUCGUCGGAGACAGGAAGAACUCGCAGAACGAUGAGGAGAUGGAGGUCGAGGCGGCGGCGUCCGAGAUAAUGCCGGCGGAAGACGUUAGCGUGGCAGGGGGCGCUGCUAGCGGUGUGUCAGAACCUCACGAAGAGGAAAUGCCGAUGGAAGUGGACGAAGUGGUCGAGAAAGUGGAGAAGGAGGAGGAGGAGAAGGAAGAGGGGACACCCUCGCGAGAACGUGCAGCGAUAGGUGGUGACACAGCAAUAGCCUACCAACUACCUAAGGAUACAGCAGUAGCUAAGGAUACACCAGUAGCCAUCGAUAGAGCGAUAGCAGAAGAUAAAGCAAUAGCUAAGGAUACACCAGUAGCAGAAGAUACGGCAGUAGCCAUGGGUACAACAGUAGCUGAGGAUGAAACAGUAGCUGAGGAUGCUGCGAUGGAAGAAGACAAUCUAACGAUGGAGGCAAACCUAAUGACAGAUAACAAUACAGCUGUGAAUAUGAUUACAGCAAUAGAUGACACUGCAGCUAUGGUUGACAAUGCAGCGAUGGAUGACAAUGCAGUAAUGGUUGACAAUGCAGCGAUGGAUGACAAUGCAGUAAUGGUUGACAAUGCAGCCAUGGUUGACAAUGCAGUAAUGGUUGACAAUGCAGCCAUGGUUGACAAUGCAGCGAUGGAUGACAAUGCAGUAAUGGUUGACAAUGCAGCCAUGGUUGACAAUGCAGUAAUGGUUGACAAUUCAGCGAGGGUUGACAAUGUAGCCAUGGUUGACAAUGAAACAAUAGAUGACAAUGCAGUAAUAGCUGACAAUGCAGCGAUGGUUGACAAUACAGCAAUGGCUGAUAAUUCAACAAUGGCUGACAAUUCAACAAUGGCUGACAAUUCAGCAAUCGCUGACAAUCAAGAUGUAGGUGACAAUUCAGUGAUGGCCGACGAUGUAACAAUGGCAGACGAUGAAACAAUGGCGGACGCGGCAGCAGUGAGCGACGACACAGCAGUUGAUGACGACAUACCAUUGGCCGAGAAACCGCCGCCCGAUAAACGUGCAGCGGACGAGACGGCCAAUCACGACGCGGGAAGCGAUCACGUGACCGGCGAGAGCAAAGAGAACACGAAUGAACAGUUUGAUGAGCAAGUUGGCGAAGACGAUUCUGACGAACCCGACUUCGUUUGGGAGGAAUACCUCGAAGAGACGGGCACGCUCGCAGCGCCACCUACCAGCUUCAAGCACGUGAGUGAACGACGUCGCGGACGACUGUUGCUGAGAUACGAGGGCUGUGAGACCGCGGCGCAUGACUUCUGGCUGUUCUACCUGCACGUGCGCGUGCACCCGAUCGGCUGGGCUCGCGACAACGGGCUCAAGUACGAGCCGCCCGCAGAGCUGGAAGGUUUUCGCAAGGCGUUGGUGCUGCCCUCUACGUUGUCGCCGCCGCCGGAGUCGUCGGAUAAGCUUGCCGACGCUCACCAGGUGGCAGCAGACGUGCCGGGAGGCGGGGAUGAGAAGGGGAAGCGUCCGGACUGGGGCGCGGUGUGUGACGUCGUGUUCAAGGAGACGCAGGGACUCAUGCUGCCACCGGACCUGUUCCAGGACUUGUCGAAUCUGAAGCCCCAUCACUUCAAGGUCGGCAUGAAGAUGGAGAUGCUGCACCCGUUGCUAAGGAACCAGCUGUGCCCGGCAACCGUAACUCAGGAGAUGCCGCAGCAUCACGGCUUUGAGAAGGGCAUGAAGCUGGAGGCAGUGAACCCGCAUCAGCCGAACCAGGUGUGCGUGGCAACGAUAACGAAGAUCAUCGAUCGCCUCGUGUGGCUGCACAUAGAAAGCAACGUCAGCCGUGCAGCCGCGAAGCCAGUACGAAACCACAUCUGA